AUGGGCAAAGACAUACCUAUGCUUAAAUUGCACAAUGGCGUGCAAAUGCCGGCAUUGGGCUUUGGAACCUUCUCUAGCGAGAACGUUCCAGGUCAGAUGCGCGCUGCUGUUCUUGCUGCUCUUGAGACUGGACGGGAAUCAAGCUACAAGAAUGAAGAUGAAGUUGGAUCUGCUCUUCAACAAUGGCUAUCACAAAAUCCCAAAGUCAAGCGGGAGGAUAUCUUCAUCACCACGAAAGUCUGGCCGCAUCUUAUGGAACCGGAUGAUGUUGAGUGGAGCCUGAAUAGCUCUUUGGAAAGGCUGGGUACGGAUUAUGUGGAUGCGUAUUUGCUUCAUUGGCCGUUCUCUGUGGAGAAGACGGAAGACCAUCAGGUCAAGCUUGGAGAUGAUCAGAAAUAUAUCCUCAAGCCUUCCCUCACAUCAGACCUCCGUCCCACCUGGCGGGCAAUGGAGAAACUCUACCGCUUAGGCAAAGCUCGCAGCAUCGGCGUUUCGAACUGGACCAUCCCCCUCCUCGAAAAACUCCUCACUUACGCUGAGAUCCCACCCGCAAUUAACCAAGUGGAGAUCCACCCCUAUUUUCCCAACACACGCCUCGUCAACUUCUGUUUCGGGCAUGGCAUCCUACCCGUCGCCUACUCGCCCCUCGGUUCACAGGGUCAGGUUAAGGAAAAUAAGAGGGAAAGGGUCAGCGAUGAUCCGAAACUCAAAGCCAUCGCUGAACAAAAGGGGUCCACAGUGGCUCAGGUACUUAUCGCCUGGGGGGUGAAGAGGGGAUAUGCUGUGGUGCCUAAGAGUGCGAAUGAAGAGAGGAUUAGGAGUAAUUUCGGGCUUCUGGACCUUUCUGAUGAGGAGUUCCAGGCUGUGAACAGUGUUGUGGAGGGAAGGGGAGUGACAAGGUUUGUGAAUCCGAGAGAUAUGUUUGGCUAUGAUGUCUGGGCCGGGGAGGACUGUUAG
This is a messenger RNA of Venustampulla echinocandica, 957 nucleotides long. Its product is annotated as Aldo reductase. The coding region runs from base 1 to 957 and encodes 318 amino acids. The record is from RefSeq and is a predicted model, not a curated record. Gene Ontology annotation, cellular component: cytosol. The transcript is spliced from 3 exons. NCBI's taxonomy places the organism in Eukaryota, Fungi, Ascomycota, Leotiomycetes, Helotiales, Pleuroascaceae. Gene Ontology annotation, molecular function: aldose reductase (NADPH) activity.